This is a messenger RNA of Lasiodiplodia theobromae, 450 nucleotides long. Its product is annotated as Ring finger domain protein. The transcript has a single exon. NCBI's taxonomy places the organism in Eukaryota, Fungi, Ascomycota, Dothideomycetes, Botryosphaeriales, Botryosphaeriaceae. The coding region runs from base 1 to 450 and encodes 149 amino acids. The record is from RefSeq and is a predicted model, not a curated record.
AUGCGUUUCACCAGCGUCCUCCUCACCCUCGCCACCUUCGGCAGCGCCUUCGCCGGGGCCUUCGAGACGGGCCCCCACGACAACAAGCUGGCAGCGCGCCACGACGAGUUCCGCGAGGACAUCAGCAAGCGCUGGGACGACGGCGGCAGCGUGUGGGCCUCCGGCACCUGCGACCACGACAACGACUGCCCGCGCGUGUGCCGCGACGAGUUCGGCAAGGACGCCUUCGCCGACGAGGGCACCAAGUGCUGCUCCGGCUGGUGCGCUUGCUCCGGCGGCUGCAAGGGCAAGGGCGGCAAGAACGAGUGCGACGCCGACAACGACUGCCCGCGCGUCUGCAGGGAGCGCUACGGCGUCGAGACCGAGACCAGCCGGUCCAAGUGCUGCAAGAGCACGUGCAACUGCUACGGCAACUACUGCGAGAACAGCGGGUUCGGUGGUGGCUGGUAG